Messenger RNA from Malassezia restricta, 1101 nucleotides. RefSeq names its product PQ loop repeat protein. Bases 1 to 1101 code for a protein of 366 amino acids. NCBI's taxonomy places the organism in Eukaryota, Fungi, Basidiomycota, Malasseziomycetes, Malasseziales, Malasseziaceae. The transcript has a single exon. The record is from RefSeq and is a predicted model, not a curated record.
AUGAGCACGGACAUAUGUGAGCUGCCGCCGCACGAUGGAAUGGCAUGGAUGCUGUCGUCUGUCGUUUCUGUGGGCAUUAUUGCCUCGUACAUCCCACAGAUCGUGCGCAUUGUAUCUGCACGAUCGUCUGUGGGUCUGUCGCCGUGGUUUCUCUUCCUUGGUACGCUUUCCAGCUGGGCAACGAUGCUGAAUGUGCUCGUGCUGCAAUGGCCUGUGUUGUCAUGCACGUUCCGCCACUGGUCGCUCCUGGCCAUGGAGUAUUGGAUGGGCGUGAUCCAAACAGGUGUGCAACAGCUCAUGUUUACCAUAUUGUUUGCGUGCUUUCUGCGGUACUAUCCACUUGACAUGCAAGCUCGUCGACGCCGACGCUCGCGCAAACAACGAAAACUGAGCCGCGCACCGGUUCAAGAGGCAGAUCUCUCGCUGCUGCGCCCGCCGCCCACGCAGCAGGACUCGUCUGACUCUGACAGCGAUGUUGAGUCGUUCCACCACCACAUUCAUAAGAGCUAUGGAGCGGUGGCAGAGUCGGCGAAUCCGACGCAGGGGAACCUGGCUUCGCAUGCUCACUCUCACGACGCGUACCACAACAUUCCCGCACACAUGCGCGAUAUUCUCGAGCGGCACUUGUUGCCCUCAGAGGAGGCGAUCCAUGGCAGAGUCGGCGCUAUGCACGAAUACGCUGUGGCCCGUCGUUUGGCGUGGACCGCGGCAUGCCUCAUUCUGGCCGCGCUAGGUACCAGCGUGGUACUCCUGACAGGCCAUGCGCCGCGCGUCCGUACAUGGGCCAACGUGCUGGGCGUCGCGGCCAGUGUCCUGACCAUGUGUCAGUACGUGCCGCAGAUCGUACACACGGCUCGGGCUCGGCUCGUGCGGAGUAUGAGCAUCACGAUGAUGUGUAUUCAAGUCCCCGGUGCCGCACUGUUCGUCUACGCGCUAGCUCAGCAAGUCGGUGUGGACUGGAGCUCUUUGAUGCCGUUCCUGGUAGCUGCCACACUGCAGGGUAUUCUUUUGAUUCUGUGUAUUGUGUUCAAGAUGCAGCAGCGUCGUGCGGGCAUCGACGACUAUGGACAGCACAUCGGCGCCGCGGCAUUAAGCGCCUAA